Messenger RNA from Punctularia strigosozonata HHB-11173 SS5, 1834 nucleotides. RefSeq lists its product as uncharacterized. The coding region runs from base 1 to 1671 and encodes 556 amino acids. NCBI's taxonomy places the organism in Eukaryota, Fungi, Basidiomycota, Agaricomycetes, Corticiales, Punctulariaceae. The record is from RefSeq and is a predicted model, not a curated record. The transcript is spliced from 2 exons.
AUGUCCAAAAUUCAUUCGUCCACGCAACAGAUGUUCCCAGGUCAGGGUUGGUCUGUCUACACCACGGGCGCUGGCACCUAUUCUUCGUACACGCCAUCCCAAAACCACCCCGGGUCCGCUUCGAGCGACCCUCGCCAGAUGGCGCAAAACGCGCACUAUGCCGCAUCUUCGUCCACUAUGAACCCCCUCCGUGAUGGGCACCGGGUGCCCCGCGGUUACAGUAUGGUCGCAGUCGACCCGAAUCGCUCUUAUGCGUACAGGGACUCCGUAUUUUCGCAAACCGACAGCUUCACCGCGUCCUCCUUCCUCAGUACCGACAGUUUUCAGAGCGACGAAGAAAGCUCCCCGGAUACACCCUCCGGCGGGACACCCCCUACUCCGAUCAGCCACCCCGUUCCGUUGCCCCCAGCCUCGGAAGCCGAGAGCGACACCACCCUCCGAGGCGACGAAGGCUCCAUGCAGCCUCACUCGUCCAACCGUUACGGCAUGAUCAUUCCCGACCAAACCCGAGUGUUCAUCGCCAGAUCAGCUGGGGACGAUGGCUCUUCUUACGCUCGAGGACCGCUUCUCGAGCGCCAGCUCUCGAAUGCAGGUCCAUCCCGACCAUCCCCACCUCGUUUCAACUUCCCGCCUAUGGCCCCCUCGUCCAUCAUGCAUCGCACCCUCUCAAAAUCGAGGGACACCUCGCCGCCCCGCGCGCGGCCCACUAUGGUCCCCGUCCGUAGAGGAUCGGCGGACGAAAAUGAUAUACACCCCCGUCCUUCUCUGCCAUCGCGCUCUAAUUCAGCGCCCCCUAAUGUCCUUCGCAAGCUGCCUCCGGGUCGGCGCGAGGGAGCUGGAAACCAGUUUGUCGUAGUGCCUCCUAUGCCACCGAUGACUGAGCCUCCGCGCCGCCCCUUGCCCACCGUCCCUCAACAGUCCUCCAUGCCGGCCUCCAUGCCCGGCAGGGAACGCCGACCAUCUCUUUCGGGCCCAUCCCCGAACACCUUGCCUAUGCCUAAUGCACCAGGCGCUCCGGUCUCUGUCCCCGGAAGAGAACGACGUCCAUCCGUUUCGGGUCCCGCCCCUAAUCCCAUGCCUAUGCCUAACGCACAAGGCGUCCCCGUAUCUAUUCCUGGCCGCGAGAGGCGGCCCUCGUUUUCUAUGCCCACCCCGCCAAUUGCCGUUCCUCCUCCCCAGGGAUCCGUCGUGAACGUCCCACCGAGGGAACGCAGACCCUCAUUCUCGAACGGCCGGCCGGAGGCUCAGCGCCACCUCUCCGAUACGGCUGUCGAGAUCACGCAGCAGCAACGUGUCCUGGACGCCGCCGCCGCCCAGCGCCCUGAGACUCGGAGGAGUCAGUCCGACCCCUUACCCGUUGGUGCUGCGUACCACGGCCAAGCGCACAGUGCCGCAGCCGGGCGCUCUGUGCGCUGGAAGGAGGAGCUGAUAUGUCCCUCGCCGCUUCUGCACCAGCGCAGGAAGGGCUGGUGGAACAAGCGCGGUGACCAGCUGUGGACGAAUGACGGAGGCUACCGCGGCCCGCUCCCCGGCGAGGAGUACCCACUCGACUUAGCCGAGUACCCCGAUGUUGGCGAAGGGUGGAUGAACGAGGACGGCAUGCGAAUCGACAUGUCGCAUCGCCUUAUCCCGAAGCUGCCUGCUCGUUCCGCAUUGAAGCGCAGGGCGUGAGCCAUAUUCCAUCACGAUAUUCAAUGUUCUGUUCUCUAUUGAGUAAGAUCGCAUUCAUUAUUUAUUCUGCAUUCACCUAUUUAUUUCAACCACCACGCACGGACUGGCCUCACCUGAUGUAUCAUACAUUGUAUCGUCACAACUGUACUUACAUAUUCAAAUC